Molecule: messenger RNA, 1774 nt
Organism: Apodemus sylvaticus (European woodmouse)
Lineage: Eukaryota; Metazoa; Chordata; Mammalia; Rodentia; Muridae
Gene: Fndc10
Product: fibronectin type III domain containing 10
Exons: 2
Coding region: 160-831 (223 amino acids)
Source: RefSeq, a predicted model, not a curated record
GCUCAAGGCGUGGGCGUGAGGCGGGUCGGAGCGGGUGGCGGCGGAGGGCGCUGCGUGGGGCGAGCAGGGUAGCGGCUGUGGCGGCGCGGCCCGCGUGACCCUCCGCCGCGCCCCGUGCGCUCGCGAGCCCGCGCCCCGUCGCGCUGGCCCAGCCGCAGGAUGCGCGCUCCGCCGCUGCUGCUGCUGCUGGCUACCUGCGCGCCACCGUCAGGCGCCGCUGUGGACCCGACGCCACCGGGCUGGGAGCCGGUCCCCGACGCGCCCUGGUGCCCCUACAAGGUGCUGUCCGAGGGCCCAGAGGUGGGCGGUGGGCGCCUGUGCUUCCGCAGCCCCGUUCGGGGCUUCCGCUGCCAGACGCCGGGCUGCGUAACGUUGGCCUCGGCGGGUGGCUCGCUGCGCGCCCACGUCCUGCGCAAUCGCAGCGUGCUGCUGCAGUGGCGCCUGGCUCCUGUCGAGGCGCGCCGCGUGCGCGUAUUCGCGCUAAACUGUUCGUGGCGUGGCACCUAUACGCGCUUCCCUUGUGAUCGCGUGCUUUUGGGUGCCUCUUGCCGCGACUACCUGCUGCCGGACGUGCACGACAGCGUGCGCUACCGCCUGUGCCUGCAGCCGCUGCCGCUGCGCACCGAGCUCGCCGCCGCCCCACCAGAGCUGGCCGAGUGCGUGGAGUUCACCGCUGAACCAGCAGCUAUGCAGGAGAUCGUUGUGGCCAUGACGGCGGUAGGCGGCUCCAUUUGUGUCAUGCUGGUGGUCAUCUGCCUGCUGGUGGCCUACAUCACCGAGAACCUCAUGCGCCCGACCUUCCGGCGACCCAGUCAGCGCAGGCAACCCUGAAGCGCAAGGCGACCCGCCCACCUGGGUUCCAUCUGCCAAGUGCGCUGAGACCCUAAGGCCCUCUCUCUGCUUUUCUCUCAUUUCUUCUCCCUCUUUAGGAUCCCCAUGGAGGGCCUAAAGGAAACUAGCUCAUGCAGGGACCUUGGCAUCAUUCCACGACCUUGCCAGCCCCAGAUGGGUAUCUGCCUUCCAGACUCAGGCCUCAGACUGGCCCAUAGGCCUGGGCUAGAGUGUCAGUGGCAGCCAGGGAUCUUUUUCCAUUUCCAGAGGCCUUUAUAGAGCCGGCCAGAAUAUACAUUCCCUUCUGGCAAUAACCACUGGCACCCAGGAUCAUGAACCUGAACUUUCAUCCUGUGCCAGGUUGUCAAAGCUUGGCCGUGAUUGUUGCUUGGUCACUUUGUGCUUUGCAGAUUGGGAGGAGUGACCUCUGGAGCCUGUACCCACCCCACCUUACCCCAGUGGGCUUAGGUUAGCUUUGUGCCUUAGUAUCUCUGACCCACUGCAGGAGCCACCCAUCAUUCCUCAGCUGUCCAUGGGGAUUGUGGCCCUGUGACUGGCUGGCUUAUGCAUGCUUCUGGUCAGAGUCCCAUUGAGGACACACCAUCUUUGAGACUUUCAGGAGCCUGGGGCAAUGGUUCACAGGCCCUGUUUUGUCUUCCUUUGUGGGGUGUCCGAGAAGCCAAGAGCCAUGAUGUAGCUCAGCAGGCUGGGCCCAGUGUCCAGCUGCUGCAUCCGUGGCGACCAAGAUGACCUGAGCCCUGACUGGCAGCACCCGUGUCCUACCUCUCUGUCUUUGCUCUGCCCAUUCCCUGUGAGGCACUAGUCAGUUGCCAACAUCUAAAUGUUCAUCACUCUCAGACCAAAAACACUGUCUUGUGUGUUUAUUUGGAAUGUUGGAGGGGAGGCUAUGGGUGAGGGAAGGGAAGGUGGAUUCAAUUCCUCC